UUAUAUCUUAUGGAUGUAAUAAUUCCAGUAAGAAUCUACAAACAGGAAUUACCGGAUUUAGUAAAAGAGAAGCUUCAUGAUGCCUUGACAAAUCAAAGAAUGGCAUCAUUGACAAGAGCCCAACUGCCAUGGCGCAUUUUCACACUGGCAAAGCAACAUGUUUUUUUAAGGUAAAACCAAGGGUGAAGACAAAGGUUCUUAACAGGUGCGGGGGAAGAGGGUUGACUUGACUAAUCAUUGAGAAUCAAGAGGGAAAAUUUAACCAAAGGAAUCCCAUAUAGAGCAAACCAAGUUUGAUUAUUAAAUUAAACCCCUCUUUCAAUCUCUCUAUCUCUUAAUCUUAUUUUGAUUUUUAUGCAACUUGUUUUCUAUUGGUGUUUUUGGCUCAUGGGUUAAAGAAAAUAGUUUAUUGUUUAAUAGUACUAUAAAAUUGUCUUGUUCACAUGGUGAAUUUCUUGGGGGAAAACAAACAAAAGAAGCUGAAGGAGUCAACAGUCUACGAUAAAUGGUUGGCUGAAGUCUAAAAAGGGCUACUCUUUAAAGGAAGGUAGGAAGAAACACAGAAAGCAAGCAAAUCCAUCAAGCAAAGAAGCUUUUUUUUUUUUUUUUCUUUUUCCACCUUUACUUGUUGAUUUUGCUCUCUUCAAGCCAAACCCACCUUCGGAAAAAGGACAUCAUAUCCAAAAUCUUGCUACCCUAUUACCACCUACUGCCAUCUUUUUUGAUCUUCAUCGAUUUCCCUUUUUUUCCAUUAAGAGGAAAAAAAGCCAAAAGGAGAAGAUUGAAAGAAAGGAAGUCUGGGUUUUACUCUGUUUUGAUGGGAGUUUGCUGGAGCCAUCGUAUCAAGUCUGUCAGUCCUAGCACGGUGGUUAAUUCAAGGAAUGCCAGCAGAAAUGGGAACAAUUUGAGUAGUUCAAGCAGCAGGGAAUCUUCAGCUUCUAUUCCACAAACCCCUCGGAGUGAAGGUGAGAUUUUGCAGUCUUCAAAUUUAAAGACUUUCACUUUCAGUGAGCUGAAAGCAGCCACCAGAAACUUUAGACCAGACAGUGUCCUAGGAGAAGGUGGAUUUGGUUCUGUCUUCAAAGGAUGGAUUGAUGAACAUUCAUUCAAAGCCACCAAGCCAGGUACUGGCAUAAUAAUUGCUGUUAAAAGGCUCAACCAAGAAGGAUUCCAGGGUCACAAGGAAUGGCUGGCUGAAAUCAACUAUCUUGGACAAUUGCAUCACCCAAAUCUUGUAAAGUUGAUUGGUUACUGCUUAGAGGACGAGCACCGGCUUCUGGUAUACGAGUUCAUGGUACGGGGUAGCAUGGAGAACCAUUUAUUUAGGAGGGGGUCGCACUUUCCACCACUUUCUUGGGGUAUACGGAUGAAGGUUGCACUUGGUGCUGCCAAGGGACUUGCUUUUCUUCACAAUGCCAAAACACAAGUCAUAUAUCGCGACUUCAAAACUUCUAAUAUCUUGCUCGAUUCAAAUUACAACGCCAAACUCUCCGAUUUCGGGUUGGCUAGGGAUGGACCAACUGGUGACAGAAGCCAUGUUUCCACUAGGGUCAUGGGAACCUAUGGAUAUGCUGCUCCAGAGUAUCUAGCCACAGGUCAUUUGACUGCCAAGAGUGACAUAUACAGUUUCGGAGUUGUUCUACUAGAAAUGUUAUCCGGCCGACGAGCUAUAGACAAUAACAGACCAUCUGGAGAACACAAUCUGGUCGAUUGGGCAAAACCUUACCUGACCAACAAACGUAGGAUAUUCCGUGUGCUAGACACCCGUCUCCAAGGCCAGUAUUCAUUGACUCGGGCACAAGAGGCUGCUAACCUUGCACACCAGUGCUUAGCCGUAGAACCCAAGUUGAGGCCAAGCAUGGAUGAGGUGGUAACAGCACUCGAGAAGCUUCAGGAGACGGGAGACAUGCCAAAAAGAAAUCAGAAAGAACGCCGUGGAAAUGCUCACAACCGUUCCAAUGGUAAACCAACCACUUAUCCGAAGCCUUCUGCUUCACCUCUCCAUGUUUAGAUCAAAACCUUUUCGAUGCAGCUGCAAUUUUCUUCCUGAUUUGAAUAUCCAUAUGAAUUGUUUUUGGGAUUUAGGCAGGAAACAAGAACAUGGUUGUGUACAGUGUUUUCGGGUUAAACUUUUUAAAUCUAGCUCUGAAAUUCAUCAAGCUCAGACCCAAGAGCAUGCAUGAAUAUGAUCUGGGUUUUGCUAUAUAUCAUACCAUCAUGAUUGAGAAAAAGUGAAGGAUACAUGUUUAUGUUUUUAUGAAAAUGAUAUUGAGCUUAGCAUAUGGUCUUUGCAUGCCAAUGUAACUAAGCUCAUUUGAAACCGUGUAAGAAUCCUCGUUUUGUUAUAAUCCAUAUGGUAUUUUGAGAUGCA
Gossypium arboreum is the source of this 2371-nucleotide messenger RNA. RefSeq names its product receptor-like cytoplasmic kinase 176. Gene Ontology annotation, biological process: protein phosphorylation. NCBI's taxonomy places the organism in Eukaryota, Viridiplantae, Streptophyta, Magnoliopsida, Malvales, Malvaceae. Bases 818 to 2011 code for a protein of 397 amino acids. The record is from RefSeq and is a predicted model, not a curated record. Gene Ontology annotation, molecular function: protein kinase activity; ATP binding. The transcript is spliced from 6 exons.